GUCUUCAGUGUGCUAUUGUAUGCACUUUAUUCUGUUCAAAUUCUUUACUUUGUUGCUGUUACUAAGUUCAAGAAAGAAGAGACGUGACCCCUCUUUUACUUUUCUUUAUUUUCUUAUCUAUUUUUGGCCUACAUUGUCUUGUGCUUAACUUAAAGUAGUGUAGUUGUCUCUAUUCUUGGUCAUUGUGUUUCUUGGUUUCAAUCCCCCCUUUCUUUCUUCUAUAUAGUGUAUCUUUGAGGUAAAAAUAAUACCCAUAUAGCAUAAGAGUAAUUUUAACCAAGAAAAGAACAAUCUUUGUGCUUUUAAGGUGCAUUAAGACAAUAACCAAGAUUUUACAUAAGUGUCCAUAUUUGCAAUUUGCUAACUUGGGGUGUUGUAUUUUUGGUUCAUUUUCAAAGAAGAAGAAGUGAUCUUUGCUAAAGUUGUGAACUUUCUUGAUUUUUGAUUGUUAUUUGUGUGGUUUUGAGUAUAAUUUGGAAGUUGUGGGGAGUGGAAGUAUAGAAAGAAAGGGUGCAUGAAGGAAUAGUGAAACAAUGAGAGAUGAAAAUUCCAAAAAAAGCAAGCUCUCAUGGUCAAAGAAACUUGUCAGAAAAUGGUUCAAUGUUAAGAGCAAAACUGAAGAAUUCCAUUCUGAUGAAGUUGCUUAUGGAGGUGGUGAUGAAUGGAGAACGAGCAUCUGGGAGAGGGAGCAUUGCACAAUUAAGAAAACUAAAACAGAAAAAUCAAAUUCGUCACGGAGUAUGGAGCGUCCGCGAAGAGGAAGAGCGGAUCUUGAUCACCCUCAAAUUAUAAAUGUACACAACUAUAGUGUUUUCGUUGCUACAUGGAAUGUGGGUGGAAAAUCACCAUCAAGUAAUUUGAAUCUAGAUGACUGGCUUCACUCAGCACCCCCUGCAGAUAUCUAUGUACUUGGAUUUCAAGAAAUAGUUCCUCUAAAUGCUGGUAAUAUUCUUGGAGCUGAAGACAAUGGACCUGCUAAAAAAUGGCUAUCUCUGAUCCGAAAAACACUUAAUAAUGGUCCUGGUAAUAGUGGAGGUAGUAGUGGCUGCUAUACUCCUUCUCCUAUCCCAGAUCCAAUUGCUGAAUGGAAUGCUGACUUUGAGGGGUCAAGUAGACGAAAGGCGUCGUUAUUUCCUCGUAGGUCAUUCCAGACUCCUCAAUGUUGGAGAAUGGAAAAUGAUCCAUCCAUUUCUCAACCUCGCCUUGAUAGACGAUACAGCGUGUGUGAUCGAGUAAUUUCUGGACAUAGACAGAGUGAUUUUGAUGCUAACAUAAGAUGGGGCCACAGACCUAGUGACUAUGGUCCCAGGCCAAGUGACUAUUCUACUGGUUACCGGCCAAGUGACUAUUCUGCUGGUUACCGGCCAAGUGAUUAUUCAUCUAGUCAUAGACCGAGCGACUAUUCCUCUGGUCACAGACCAAGUGACUACUCCUCUGGUCACAGGCCGAGUGAUUAUUCAUCUGGUCAUAGGCCAAGUGACUAUUCAUGGGGACAAAGGCCAAGUGAUUUCUCCAGAUGGGGCUCUUCGGAUGAUGAUUAUGGUCCUGGAGAUUCACCAAGUACUGUUUUGUUCUCACCUGUGACUGGUGAUACAGAAGAUGGUAAUAAUAGAAUGCCCAGAAAUUCAAGAUACUGUUUGGUAGCCAGUAAACAGAUGGUUGGCAUUUUUCUUACCGUAUGGGUGCGAAGUGAAUUGAGUGAACAUGUCCGGAAUAUGAAAGUAUCAUGUGUUGGCAGAGGGUUGAUGGGUUACCUUGGAAAUAAGGGAUCUAUUUCAGUAAGUAUGAUGUUGCAUCAGACAAGCUUUUGCUUUGUGUGCACUCACCUAACCUCUGGUCAGAAAGAGGGUGACGAGUUACGCAGAAAUGCAGAUUUUAUGGAGAUCAUAAAGAAAACAAGGUUUCCGCGAGUAAAGGGUGCGGAUGAAGAGAAGUCCCCUGAAAAUAUUCUUGAACAUGACCGAAUUAUUUGGCUUGGGGAUCUGAAUUAUCGAAUUGCACUCUCUUACCGUUCUGCCAAAGCACUUGUUGAGAUGCAAAACUGGAGAGCAUUGUUGGAAAAUGACCAGCUGCGUAUAGAACAGAGACGAGGUCGGGUCUUUGUGGGUUGGAAAGAAGGAAAGAUAUAUUUCCCACCGACAUAUAAAUAUUCAAGGAAUUCAGAUAGGUAUGCAGGAGACGACAUGCACCCAAAAGAGAAACGACGAACACCUGCAUGGUGUGAUCGGAUAUUGUGGCAUGGAGGUGGACUUCAGCAAUUAUCUUAUGUUCGUGGGGAGUCUAGAUUUUCAGAUCAUAGACCCGUUUCCAGUGUCUUUUGGGCUGAAGUGGAGUCAGUCCCCAGCAGAUUGAGGAAAAGCAUGAGUUGUUCAAGCUCGAGAAUUGAGAUGGAGGAGCUAUUGCCAUAUUCUCAUGGUUAUACGGAACUCUGCUUCUUUUGAAGGAGAAUGGAUGAUACCAAACCUCAGCUUUUGGUGGGAACCAUUUUGACGAAACUCAAACCUGAAGGGCGCUUGGGACCGUCCUUAUCCCACUAACUGAAAAAGGUGUAUAUUCAAAGUUUUGAUGACUAACUUAACUUGAAGCGGCGUGGAGUACAUAUACAUUUUCUUGCAAAUGAAUAUUUCAGUAGGAUUUAGGAGCAUAACUUGACUUCUUGAUUAACAAACUCCAAUUGGCAGUGUCUCUUUUGGCAUGGUUAUCAUCUUUCUUCUAUAAGGAUGAACUAGGCCAAGAGUUAAAGGAACUGCCAAGUGGGGAAAUGACAAUGAUUUUUGUUCCAAGAUUCUUUUAUUAGUUAGGACUUAGGAUAGAGAGAUUCAAUGACAAGAAGAGCAUGAGGACAUGAGUGAAAAAUAAUCAUGUUUGAGUUUUGCCUUUUUGUUUUUAAUGAUUCUGAUCAUCUGAUGUAUACUCAAUUGCAAACGUGAUAGCAAAAAAAAUAUAUAUAUUUAUUGAAACCUGUUA
Molecule: messenger RNA, 2967 nt
Organism: Lycium barbarum (goji berry)
Lineage: Eukaryota; Viridiplantae; Streptophyta; Magnoliopsida; Solanales; Solanaceae
Product: type IV inositol polyphosphate 5-phosphatase 7-like
Exons: 13
Coding region: 534-2441 (635 amino acids)
Biological process (GO): phosphatidylinositol dephosphorylation
Molecular function (GO): phosphatidylinositol-4,5-bisphosphate 5-phosphatase activity; inositol-polyphosphate 5-phosphatase activity; phosphatidylinositol-3,4,5-trisphosphate 5-phosphatase activity
Source: RefSeq, a predicted model, not a curated record